This is a messenger RNA of Cryptosporidium muris RN66, 1017 nucleotides long. RefSeq lists its product as uncharacterized. Gene Ontology annotation, cellular component: cytoplasm. The record is from RefSeq and is a predicted model, not a curated record. The transcript has 3 exons. NCBI's taxonomy places the organism in Eukaryota, Apicomplexa, Conoidasida, Eucoccidiorida, Cryptosporidiidae. The coding region runs from base 1 to 1017 and encodes 338 amino acids.
AUGAGCUCUUCCUCUGAUUUCAUUACUUUGGGCUAUAUAGGGAAGAAAGAUGAAUCCUUUGAUACACCAGAAGCUCAGAGUAUUAAAAGCAAAAUAGGCGGACUUCCAGAGUGGCCUAAAGGUAGCCAAGAGACGACGAUAAAUUGUAGCGAAUGUCAUCAAGAGAUGAUUUUAGUUGUCCAGCUAUUUACUCCAUAUACUAAACAAAGAGAUAGAUGCAUUUACUUGCAUCUUUGCUGCAACAAUGAGUGUAGAUUUAUAUGGAAAGUUGUAAGACUUUCAAUAGCAAAAGAAUAUGGUAUUUCUGACAAUAUUACAAAAUUAGAAAAGUCUACUAUAUCUAACAACUGGCUAGAGUGUGCUGGUUUGUUAAGUGAUACCCAAAUAGAUUACAGUAGUGACAUAGACUUAAAUAAAGUUAAUAGUCAACAUAAUGGGAAGUACAGAAACAAAUACUUAGGAUUAAGAACUGACACCAGAUGUUUGCCAUGCUAUUUGAUCGAGUGCGAUUCUGAAAGUAUGUAUAUUGAUGAUAUGCAAAAACGUGCAGAAAGUUUGCUUUCAGACUAUCUUUUAAAGGAAGGUGAAGAAGACUUAUUUAACUAUAGUGAUUUAGAUGUUAGUGAUAGUGAAUCAAAUGAGAGUACCACUGAAGACCCCCUUAAAGCCGAUGAGAGCACCUAUGCUGGUGAAAUAAAUAAAUACAAUCGAAUAUUUUCUGAAACAAUUUCUAGAAAUCCAGGUCAAAUAAUCCGCUAUAGCUUUGGUGGAAAGCCAUUAUGGAGUGAAUCUCCCAAAAAUAUUGUAGUAAACAAUUGCGAAAACUGCAAUGCACCUAGAGUUUUUGAAUUUCAGCUCCUCUCAACAUUAAUAUAUGAGCUUAGUAGAAGGAACUUAGAAGAAAAAUUUGUAUUUAUGCAAAGUGAAGAUUGGGCAACAGUAGUUGUGUUUACAUGUAGUGAAGAUUGUGUUUCAAAUAACCCAUUAGAAGAGUAUUGCAUAGUUCAAUAUAUCUAA